CAGUAUUUUUAUCGACCGAUCUUGUUCUCAUAUUUGCAAUGAUAAUCUACCGGAUAUCGGCAAUCUUUAAACACGUGCCUACAUACGAUUACGCUGACGAGUUUUGUACCGCAUUUACCGUGUACAAUAUGACAAGGUUUGGUCUUACGUUACCAAAAAUUUUCAAGACUUCGCGAGGAGAACAUUUUAGUACUAUUUUGCCUAUAAAUUUUCGAGACCCUCCAAUUCCUUUAACUCCCAUUACUCCCGCUGAAAUUAUGAAACGUCUUAGUAGAUAUGAGUACCCUGAUUCCGAUGAAUACAAUAAGAUAAUAUAUUCUCAGUUGGAAAACGACACAUUUGGACAAAAGAUCGAGAUUAAAAAAAAUGUAAAUAGUAUAUGA
This is a messenger RNA of Ambispora gerdemannii, 383 nucleotides long. NCBI's taxonomy places the organism in Eukaryota, Fungi, Glomeromycota, Glomeromycetes, Archaeosporales, Ambisporaceae. The record is from the annotation of a GenBank genome assembly.